Juglans regia (Persian walnut) is the source of this 2175-nucleotide messenger RNA. Its product is annotated as BTB/POZ domain-containing protein DOT3-like. NCBI's taxonomy places the organism in Eukaryota, Viridiplantae, Streptophyta, Magnoliopsida, Fagales, Juglandaceae. The transcript has 6 exons. The record is from RefSeq and is a predicted model, not a curated record. Gene Ontology annotation, molecular function: protein binding. The coding region runs from base 21 to 1856 and encodes 611 amino acids.
UCUCCAGCCAGAGAAUUACCAUGAAUAAGUCACUUCAAGAGAGUCCACCAAGAAGCCCUGGAAGUGAUUCCGAUGGCAAUGACCAAGUUCAUGACCAAAGCAUCGUGAUCCCUGGCAAACUCGCCGCUAUGGAUGAUAGCUUUGAAAAGAAAGAACACUCAUGGUUUAUCACUUCUCGAACGCCAACAGAUUUAUCAAUCCAAGUUCAAGGAAUCACCUUUAAUGUUCACAAGUAUCCCUUGGUGUCAAAAUGUGGCUACAUACACCGAUUAGAACUUCAGCCUUCAAUCUCAAAUAUGGGGUAUGACCUCAAGCUUGAAAACUUCCCAGGAGGAUCAGAAACAUUUGCAGCUGUUCUAAGAUUCUGUUAUGGUCUCCCAGUAGACUUUCAUUCUACUAACAUAGCCUCACUAAGGUGCGCAUCAGAAUUUCUAGAGAUGACCGAAGAAUUUGAAGAUGGAAAUCUCAUUGCCAAGACAGAGGCUUUCCUCACAUUUGUAGUACUUUCCUCAUGGAAAGACACCAUUACAGUUAUAAAAUCCUGUGAAACUUUAUCUCCAUGGGCUGAAAAUCUCCAAAUCGUGAGAAGAUGCUGUGACUCAAUAGCUUGGAAGGCUUCUAGAGAAAUCUCAACAUCCGGAGAUGCAGCUAACGAAGGCGGCUGGUGGUUUGAUUAUGUGGCUACCCUUGGAAUUGACCAUUUCAUUAGAAUUAUAGCUGCAAUAAAGGCAAGAGGAACAAAACCAGAGAUCAUAGGUAAAUGUAUCAUGCACUAUGCAGACAGAUGGUUUCCAGGUAUGGAAAUCGAGUUAGGAGGACUAAGAGGUAUUGGGUAUGGAAAGAAUGAGCUGCAGUUCAGUGUUUAUGGUGGGAACGAGGAAGGGGGCAUUGGACACAGCAAAGAGCAAAAAACAAUUAUUGAAAGCCUAAUAAGUAUACUUCCUCCUCAGCAAGAAGCUGUUUCAUGUAAGUUCCUGUUCAAGAUGUUAAGGUUGGCAAUGGUAUGUUCUGCAACACCAGCUCUGAUUUCAGAGCUUGAGAAGAGAGUUGGGAUGAUGUUGGAAGAUGCCAAUGUCAAUGAUCUUCUGAUUCCUAAUUAUAGAAAUGCCAAACUGGUGAAUUCACCAGAACAAUGUGAAAUGCAUGAUACAGAUGUUGUGCAAAGGAUAGUGGAAUAUUUUUUGAUGCAUGAACAGCAGCAGCAGCAUCAGAAGUCCGGGAAAUGUAAUAUUAGUAAGCUCCUAGACAAUUACCUAGCAGAGAUUGCAAGAGACCAAAAUCUCUCCAUCACUAAGUUUCAAGUUUUAGCUGAAGCAUUGCCAGAAAAUGCUCGAACAUGCGACGAUGGACUCUACAGAGCCAUCGACACCUAUCUCAAGACUCAUCCUUUACUAUUUGAGCAUGACCGGAGAAGACUGUGCAAAAUAAUGAACUGUGAGAAAUUGUCUCUUGAUGCAUGCAUGCAUGCCGCACAAAAUGAUCGAUUGCCUCUACGAACUGCUGUCCAGGUGCUCUUUUCAGAGCAAGUAAAGAUGAGGGCAGCAAUGGUAGAGAAGGAGCCAGCACCAAGUGGCAAUAUCACCGAACAGGCGGGAAACCAGUCAUCUACAGACACAGAGAUCAAGACUCUCAAGGCAGAGCUUGAAAUAGUAAAGAUGACAAUGGCAGAGUUGCAGAGUGACUACUCUGAUCUACAACGGGAGUAUGAAAAUCGAAGCCACAAGCAAAAGAGUGUAUCAGGUUGGAGUUCCAGUUGGAGGAAGAUAAAAAACUCUUUCCAAGCAAAAGAUGGGGAUGAAACUAGAGAUGGACAGCUGAGACCCAAAGCCUUCAGACGAAGGCUAUCCCUCUCAUAAAUUGUCUACCAUCAAACAUCCUGUACCAUAGAUGCUAAGAACAUCAAAAGGCUUGUGAGGAUUAUGCAUACUCCAAUUCCAGAUUCAGUGGGUUUCUUUAUGCAAGGAGUAGAGAAAGAUGAUUAUCUGCCUUAUAUUGCUUGCCCAGUCGCAAAAAAAUAUAGCAGAUGCACAUAAAAUCGGAUAGACAAUGAAGAAAAGAAGAUCAUAAUUUUGGUCAUAUACUAUUUCCAGAUUUAAUGCUACAUUGGUAGCAUUGGUUACAUAUCAAGCAAAAUGUUCGAUCUGUUCAAGAGUAAAUUUCAAAAUUAAGUUCAAA